CCCCCUCGCCCGUGCCAUGAUGCCUUGUCUCACCCUCCCUGUGACCGCCCUUCAUCCACCAGUUUAAGUGGCACGGUGAAUUUAUAUGCCAUUAAGACAGAGGCAUGAAUAGUGCGCCAAAAGACUUCGUUGUUUACUCUUCAUACAACAGCCUCCUGCCGCUGAUCAGUCACUCAACAGACACAGGAAUCAUCGUCUCCAUUCAUCACCCAAGCACUAGUAACACUACAGAUGUUACUCUCUGUACUUAAGAUGGGGCAUCUACGUCCCUGUGUAUCAGGGUGUUGUCACACUCUUUGUGGUGCUCAAUUUCUCUUUAGCUACAUUCAUGGAUCCUGGAGUUAUACCAAAAGCCUCAACAGACGAGGACCGGGAUGACGACUUCCGCGCGCCACUAUACAAAAAUGUAGAGAUAAACGGCAUCACGGUGCGCAUGAAGUGGUGCGUCACGUGCCAUUUUUACCGGCCCCCACGUUGCUCACAUUGCUCAGUCUGCAACCAUUGCAUUGAGACAUUUGACCAUCACUGCCCGUGGGUCAACAAUUGCAUAGGUCGAAGGAACUAUCGCUAUUUCUUCAUGUUUCUCUGUUCACUCAGCAUUCAUAUGAUCUCCAUCUUCGCAUUUUGUCUUGUCCACGUACUGGAGAGAAAAGAUAACCUCACUGAAGUUAUGACUAUAAUAAGAUUUACUAACAGUCCUGCAGAGUCAAUGGUCGUAAGUAUGGUGGUGAUGGGGGUGAUUGCCUUGCUCCUCAUCCCCAUUCUGGGCCUGACGGGGUUCCACAUGGUGCUGGUCAGUCGGGGGCGCACCACCAACGAGCAGGUGACGGGCAAGUUCCGAGGCGGCUACAAUCCUUUCUCCCGCGGCUGCUGUAAGAACUGCUGCUUCAUCCUAUGUGGUCCCCAGUACCCAAGCAUAAAGAGACCUGCCAAGUACAUAGGGAGGUACAGGUUUAACCCGUCGUCCAGCCCGCCAGCCCCAGUGUCCACCAUCACCAGCCACAGUCAAGUGCGUGUGUACAUGGACAAUGGUGUUCAGGCACCCAACUCUACCGCCUACAGCCAAGAUACGGCAGGCUUGAUUGCUCAGGACAACCUGGUGGAGGGGGGAGGGGCCGGAACUUCGUCAUCAGUGGCUGUAGGAGGCGGCGGGGCAGGAGAGGGUGUGGAGGAUGGUGGGCAGCCCCCACCAGGGAUGAGCCAGAGUCAGGACUGCGAACCCACUCCUCCCUUGCCACGUCACCCUUCCAAGACUAACUUCUUCCAGCCUGACGCACCACCGCCCCACCACCACCCCGGCUACCACCACCACCACCACCACCACCAAUACGUGGACUCUCCCCGCAAGGCUAAUGCAAGUCAGCAGGUUACACGGCCACCGCGGUCCCCUCACUCCUCACGACCUAGGGGACUCGAUGGUCGAUCUCGGUCGACCACACCAGACCCACUCUCCCCGGAGAGACCCAUGCAGACUUCCCCGCCAGUUCCUGGAGGCCCCCGCACUGGGCCAUCCAGUCCCAGUGGGCAGCAGAUGUACCAGGGUGUUCCCGGCUCCCCCACGCUGCAUCACCGCAUGAAGCAGCUUGGAGGAGUGCCCACACCCCUUGCCAUGUCUUCUCCUCUCCGUCGAUCGAACCCGAGCACUCCAACGCAGCCACGCCGCCCCGAUUUUAUUGGUAUUGGAAACGAUGGGAAUCGAGGACCACCUCAGUACUAUCCUCAGUUCUCCUACGAGCCCCCGCACUCCUCCCAUACCAACGGUUCACCCCAGCGGCGCUACAUGUCUGAGUCUGAACUGAUUCGCCAGCCCCCAGACACGAGCAGUGCCUACCCUCGCACCACCACUAUGUUCGACAAUAUCCAGGAGCUGGCUGGCUCACCCCAGCACGGCCAGUACACGUGGCGGGACCAGUCACCUCCCCAGUACUGCCCAGGCGGUCCCAAUGAUCCAGGCGUCAUAUACCAGUCUUGUGGAUCUCAGGAGUACCGGUCCAACCCCACCAGCCCCACUCAGACAUGCCCCUCCUCCCAUUACUACCACCCCGUGCACACCCAGAUAGCCGGUGUGCACAGUGGGCAUUACCAGGCCCAGCACCAGCCCACCUUCACCCACAUGGGACACCCGCCCCUCCAGGGCUACCCGCCACAGCAGCAGGUCAAUGUCGGCCGCAGAAACUCCGGUCCAAGUUACGUGGGCCCUCAGUCACCUCAGAUCAGACGGAAGAACUAUGGGGGUGGCCUGGUGACGCCCCCUACCCCUACGGAAGGCAGCAGGCCCAGUCCUGUCCAGAAGCGGCCUGUGUCUUUUGUGAGGUCUCUAGACAUGAUGGAUAGCAUAGAAAUGUCUUCACGAGGUCCACCCCACCACCCUGGUCCCCCCCAUGGGCCGGCACACGACGGCCACCAUGCCGGCAUUCAUGGCCCCCGGGGGCCCCACAGUGGCACCCUGAGUCCCACCCACACCCCAAAGCCUGACCACCGCCUAGCCACGCCUCAGGAUAUUGACAGGCGUUCUGCAUAUGACAUGAAUUAUGAAAUAAGUGUGUGAACAAUUUGACUUGCAAGGUUGUCCCAGAAUUUGCAUUAAUGAGUGUCUUCAGUGUAUGUCUAUGUAAACCAUUCUGGCCGUGACAGCUGGGUCAGCAUCAGAUGUGUGUGUGUGUGUGUGUGUGUGUGUGUGUGUGUGUGUGUGUGUGUGUGUGUGUGUGUGUAUGCAUCUGUUUGUGUUAAGGUGGUUAUGUGACAUUGUGCCAAGUUUUAAUGAUCCACCUGAGACACUUUGGUUUUUGAAGGUGUGAUAAAGCCUCUGUUGGGAAAUUUAGGCACUUCUUGCCAAGUGUGCACCAAUGCUAGUCACAAAUAUUGUUUACAGUUAAAGACAAUGACUUGAAAAUGGAGUCAGAGAAAAGUGUUGUAGUGUGCAGCUGAGGCAUCCAAGGAUAUUAUGGCUGCUGGUGUUGGUAAUGUGGCAUCCCUGGCCAACAUGGUAAUGCUGGUAGGAAAUGUGUUUCCCCUCAUUAAUGAUCCUCAAUUGCAUUGUUGUUAAUGGAGAUAUUUUAUGGAUAUAUAUAUAUAUAUAUAUAUAUAUAUAUAUAUAUAUAUAUAUAUAUAUAUAUAUAUAUAUAUAUAUAUAUUAUACACGUAUGCAUCAAGUGAUGUGUACGGCGGGCAUUGGAAAGCAUUCAUUCUCCAUCGUACAGAAAGUUUACCAUUGAUUCGUAAUUCUGGGUAUGAAUCUUAAGCCAUGUGUAUAGGUGAAGGGAAGAUGUCUUCAUAUUUUAUUACUUUUUUAAUUGGUUUACUCAUCCUCAUAAUGUAACUAAUCACAGUGGUAUAUUCACCUUUAUUCUAAUCUGUAGAACAAGAGCUUUUAAAUCUUGACCUCUGACCUCCAUGAUCACCUCACAGACUUAGCCUCAACCCACCAAGAGCUCCUCAACACUGUCACUCCAGCAGCCUCCACCUCCUACAUUCCUGUUCUCUGUACAUUGUAUUUGCUGGUAAGUGUAGCUCCCUCUCAAGCAUUAACUUGGUUAUACUGAUGAGUUUUUUGAGUUCAUAAUCACUCUCUGAGGAUACCUACCAUGUACCCAAUUGAUGGAUUGUGUUUGUUGCCCUCCCGUCAUGUUGGUGUUUUCUCUAAUGGACAUCCGGCUGUUACAGACUGGUCAGGCACACAGCAUCAUGUUAUGUAAACUGUGGAUGUAUUGUGCAUGCUUACAAUGAUUUGAUGAUGACUAUUGGUUGAUCAGUAUCAGAAUUAUUUCUGGUAUAGAAUUAUCCUGCUAUUUUUUAAAGCUAUUCUGUACUUGAUGAAAGUUACAAUUUCUUAUAUUUUAUGAAUUAUUUUUAGUAAUGGAUUCAUAAGUGUGUGGUCAGUACAAGUUAGUUAUAUAUUCUAUAUUUGAGUGAUUACUGAGUUGUGCUUCCGUCAAACAAUGGUAAAUGUGAAGGGGAGUGUGGCAGAAACUCACCCACCCUCCUACCACCACCACAUCUCCAAUUAAAUACUGUUGUGCACUUUUCUACAUGAAGAAAUAAUCACUGUAACAGAGGAACUGGUUUCCCCCGAGAGCAGCUUGCAGCAGGUUCCUGGGGUGCCUCCCACGCGGUGUGAUGAGCCUCCUGCAGCCGCAGCAGGACACACUUGGACGAGGCCCAGCAAGAGACAGGACGGUCUCAUGUGGGACUCCUGCUGUCCGGUUUAUUGUAAAAUUAGAAGCUAAAUUGUCAAGAUUUUGUUAACUUUUGCAUUGUGAAAAUCCUUACCGAAAUUUGUGGUUGAUGUGUGUCUUGCUCACUAUGAGUCUUUUCUUCCUCAAUAAUCGUAGUGAAAUUUUAUUUUCAAUUUUGAAUAUGUGGUUCGUAAAAGUACUAACUGGUCUAUUAUCUUCUCCUGAAAAGUUAUGUUUGUGGUCCAGGAUCUUCCAGAAUUUUUGCAUUUCACAUGUACAGACUCAUAAACACUUGGAUUAAUUAUUAGAGUGACAAGUUAAAGGAAGCAAGAACUUAGGACUUACCGGCAUCAUUUGAGUCACACAAGAUGACAAUCAUGAGGUGCAGAAACCCUGGCAGCAAGUACAGUACUGAAGGCAAGGAGAGGGAGAGGCCUGGCUGAUGUGAGGGAAGUGUGCAGGGGCUUACAUGGGCUCCUCUCUUUGUUAUAUAUAUAUAUAUAUAUAUAUAUAUAUAUAUAUAUAUAUAUAUAUAUAUAUAUAUAUAUAUAUAUAUAUAUAUAUAUAUAUAUAUAUAUAUAUACUGUACAUGCUCAAUUACCCAAUUUGUUGUAUAGUCAUUUCUAGGAACAAAAUUUUUAUCUAGCCAUACAAUCUUCAGCCUUGGCAUUGCUUUCAAUGGUAAUGUGUGUACCAGUCUUCAUGGAAGUUUAUUUUAUGAGCAUUUGAAAUGACAAUUGGAGUUCAUUCAAGAUGAGUCAGCUUCCCUUCUCUGCUGCUGAUGCUGCUCCCCACAUGGGCACAUCACCUGAGGUGCUCACUUGUACCAGACCAGCAUCAGCAUCAGUUGAGCAAGACAGUUGGUCAGUGCAUUGCCAUGUAGAGGCACAUGUCAUGGACAGAUACCCACCGUAGUGUUCUGCACACAGCUCUCCUCAUUGCCUUGGUUAGGAUUUACAGGAUUUGUUUGAAUUUAUGGAGACUUCCUUUGGAGUACUCCAGAGUGUGAAAUAUUGUACAGUUUGAGAGAUUCAGAGUUUUGUUAUACCAGGGCACUGUGUUGGUUCCUGUCUGCAUGAAGUGUGAUGAUAGUAUUAGACAUUUUAUUUAUAUAUUUUUUACCAAGAAAUAUUGGAAUGAAAGAUAAAUUUUGCUCCACUAACUGGCUUUAGUUGAGAGGCUGAAAGUUAACUAUCUUAUGGCCUCUUAAUGAUUUUUUGUUUUUGGUUUUGGUUUUAUUUAUUACUGAAGAAAUAUUUGAAAACUAUACCUUUUCCAAGAAUUUGUCAAAAUAUAACAUCAAUAAUUUUUUUUGUGCUACACAUUAAUCAGGUCAAACUGGGCUGGUUGGGGCAGUACAGUGAUGGAGGUCAUGCUUGAACAAAACAGUGAGAAUGUGGGAACAAAGCUUCAGGUGCCAUGAAAUCCUGUGUAGAACAAAAAGGUUGUAUUUGAAUCUUUACUGGACUUAAAAAACUGUUUUGUGCACUGAGACAUUUUAGAAAAGUCAGUAGUGCAUGUAGAAACCUUGGAAAAUCUGAACUCUUGGGAAUCAUUAAUAUUGUUUUGUAAUAUAGCAGAGGAGUCAGUGAAGGUUUCUCUUGAAUAUAUUAAGCCUGAAUCAUGAAAGAAGUCAGAAUGGUGUAACAGUGAAGCCAGUAAGUGUGAGACAAAAUGCAGCUCACAAAAGCUGUGAUGAGGACCACCAGACAGUGGAAGUUGUUGAGGUGUUGCAGUGGUGGGAUGCUGUAAGGACGUUAUCCAUGAAUUACCACAAUUUCAUUAACACUGGACUACGUACACUAUAAGGGGAACUUUUGAAUGAUCACCAAAAUUCAUGAAGUAUUUCUUUCAUUACAAAUUCAGCUAAUUAGUCAGUGUUAUCACUCACAGAAUUAUAAUGGCAGUGGAUGUUACAUGAAUGAUCCUUCUCUUGUUUGUAAUAAACCUGUGUGUUGAAGAGGGAGAGUGCUGUUGGUGAUGUCCCUAGGUGUUUCUAUUGGCAGAUGGAUAUAUUUUAGUGUAGCUGGGCAGACUCCCCCUCCCCCCUACCAUCAGUAGCACCCAAACCUGACACACUGACCAGAUCCUCCACUCCUUCCCUCCUGAACUCAACCACCCUAGUAUGUAGUGUCCUUGGAUCACCAGGCAGACAGUUGUGUGUGUGCCUAACAGGUCACCGCCCCUCUACCUCCUCCUCCGGCUGCACCACCACAUAAGACAACCUUCACUCCACACUCACCACUCUCUCUGCCAUCCUGCCCCCCACCACCCACCUCUGUUUUAUUUAUUUUCUCUCUCAUCCCAGAUCUUAUGUUGGUCUUAGAAUUUCUUCAGCUCACUCAGUAUUCCUAGCUGCCCUUUAUAACAUUGAUUCCUUCCAUAUCAGUCUUGAUGAAAUUUAAUCCAUAAAGCAUAAUUUUGUGUCUCCCAUCCCGCAGUCAUUUACAGUUUGUUUGUCCCUUCCAUAUGCUUAUAUGUGAAGGAUUUUAUUUAACAAUUGUAAACUUUUUUUUUUUUUUUUUUUUUUUUUUUUUUAUGAUUAAGUUCCAUCUUUUAGAAAUAAACUUGAUUGUAUUAUUAAGGCCUGUAACUUAUCAUACAAUCAUGUCAAGUUUCAAGUCCCUGAUAUCAGUGUGCUCAGUCAAUGAAACAAAAUGUAAAAAUACUACAAGUAGAAUACGAUGCCAUCAAGAUGUUAUGAUAAUUUUAUUAUUAAAAUAUAAGAAGGAGAAUGGUUUUAAUUAGUCAUAAGUUGAGUGGCACUGACAUUUGAGCCUUGUUUGGGUGUCUACCUGUCGGUCUGUGUGUAACAGCAUGGCUACAGGAAUCAUAAGGGACAGUGAUUAUAUAUUUUUACAAAUUUAAUGCCAGGAUCUUAAAUUAAGUACUGUAAUAUAUGUUUGCAGAGUUGUUGCUUUUCAGUGAGGAUAAGAGUCUUUCUUCGGACCAGCCAGUAAAACUCCCAUCAAUAUUACAUGGAAACAGACUUAUGUUUUAAUGCUUUGUUAUCAUGUUCUGAUUCUGUGACACUUGCUGGAGGUUUGACGAUACUGGCUGUAGAAAUAUGACUUGGUUUAGAAUAGUAUUUCAUGUAAUUCAUCAUGUUUUGUAGUCUUCAAAAAUUAUCCUAAUGUUUGUCUCGAUACUGUUGCUUUGGUAACAUAUCUUGCCCCUUGUGCUCACUCCUCUGAUUUCUGUUAUCAAAUAUUGUCUUUCCUCAAGUUUUGAAAUGUUUUAGCAUUUUAUGGACCAAUGUGGAGAUGUCUCAGAGUAACCUGAACCUAACACCACCAUCCCUAGUGACCACCACCACCACCACCACCACCACCACUCAUCAUUGUGCUGCAGCUUUAGAUAAUGGAGGUUAUCUAUUGCUGAACUCACCUAGGUAUCACCAUCAUUAGGAUCAUCAGACCUGUAUAAUCACCAUACUGUCAUCUUGCCAUUGUCAUUUUCACUCAUCAUCAUCAUCCAUAUUAUUAUUAUACAGCUAGAAAGAGAGAUUGCAAGAGAGAGAGAAAGAGUGAGAGAGUAUUACAUUUUUACAGUCCCAUUUCCACAUCAUUACCAGGAACCAAACACUUGGAUGUUGCCUCAUCACCCAACUUGCCUCAUCCUCAUUCAUUAUUAGUAGUAUAGUGAUGUUUUCUACACUAAUCAUUCAUAUCCCUUAUAUGAUCCCUCAUCAGCCCCAUCCCCCCCCCCACUAAGUAUUAACAAUUUGUGUCGUAGGUGCCAUCCAUCGCCCCACCAUCCCUCCCCUCUCCUCACACACACACACACACACACACACACACACACAAAAUGUUUUCCAGCUUAAAAUUAACAGUAUUUUCUGUAUUCUAUCACAAGUGAGCUUACCUCUCGUACUUCUCUUCACUGCAUUAAGGGAAUAUAUGUACUAGUGUGGGCUUCUUUUAUUAUUAUUUUAUUUCUGGCAAUGCUUUCAGGUAUACUUACUUGUACAUGCUAUAUAUUAAUUUAUAUAUCAUUGUUUUAAAGGUCAUGUUUUUCUCCUUUCUUUUCCUCUGCAAAUAUGAAUGAGUUGCAUGGUAUCGUGUUCAUUUCCAAUCAUUGUUGUCUUGUACUUCAAAAAACUUAUUGGCAGCAUAUUGUUUUCAUUAUUAUAAUAGUUUUUCUAUUUAUUAUUAAUUUUUAUCAUUCUCUCUUCUGAAGCUCCAUAUUCACUACAUUUCCUUCUUUGUCUGUUAUUUCCUUUCUUUGCUGUCAUAUACUUAAUUGUAACCAGACAUUUACUGCAUUCCUAUUUCCUUCAUUUGUAUGUUAAUGUAGGUAGUGUCUUCCUCUUCAUUUGAGGCCCUGUACAUAAGAAGGUUCCAGUGCACCAGAAACCACUGCAUAUUGAUUGCCAGAUACAAGUCUUUCUUGCAGAUACAUUUUGGCUCAUCAUUGUUUAUGUUGUUGAAAUUAUACUAAAAAAGAAAAAAAACUAUUAAUGUCUGGGGUACUUUGUUUUGUGUCAAAACGCAACAAUGCUCGAUUAUUAUGAGUGUACACAACUUGUCAUUCUUGGCUGUUAUUCAUGUUGUGCCUUGUUGGCCAGUAAUCAGCUGAAGGGAAUGGUACUGUUGUCCCUCACAGCCGGUGACUGACUAAUAAGAGACCAGAGUUGCCUGGAUGCAGUAGUACCUUGUAUUGCAGGGCCUUAAAUAACCUGUAGUUUUACCCAAGUUGAGUGUGUUGUACUGGCUGCAAGUAUGACACUAGGACUUCCUUAUACUUGGAGCCUCAUUUAUGUUUCCUUCCUAACACUCACACACUACAUUCCAGAUUGCUGUUUCAUUUAUGAAAAUUGUUCCACAUCUGUUCUUGCUCUUCCUUUGAACACACUACCUACCCAUACCCUCCUCUUCUCCUUAACAGUGCUCUUGACAUUCAUCUCACUUUCCCCUUGCCCCAACACACUUACACUCCCAGCACACAACUGCACAUGAACACAUACUAUGUUCUGUGUCAUGUGCUCAGAGAAUAAAAGAUUAAAGCUUCAUAAAUCAGAGCUUUAUAUCAUUGUCUGCUGUGUACAUAAAGAGGCUGCUUGUCAAUCUCCCCUUAGUCAUUUGUAUAAAGAAUUUACAAAUUAAAAGAAAAUAUGUACAUAAA
Molecule: messenger RNA, 9299 nt
Organism: Scylla paramamosain (green mud crab)
Lineage: Eukaryota; Metazoa; Arthropoda; Malacostraca; Decapoda; Portunidae
Gene: Zdhhc8
Product: palmitoyltransferase ZDHHC8-like
Exons: 11
Coding region: 329-2548 (739 amino acids)
Biological process (GO): protein palmitoylation
Molecular function (GO): palmitoyltransferase activity
Source: RefSeq, a predicted model, not a curated record